AUGGAGGAGGAAAAAGGCAAAAUAGUUGUUUCGUGGUCAGAGAGAGAGACGGGGUUUCAGAGUUGGGGGAAGAAGAGAAGAGAAGAUGAUGAUGAGACAUUGUUUCAAAGGUGUAUUAGUAAGAAGAGAAGACAUGAUCCUGAUGCAUCACGUAAGUACAACGGAAAAGAUAUUAGAAAUCGGAGAGAUGAUGAUAAUGAAUCAUCGAUAUUCAUCAGCAACGAUGUGUUGGAAGAAAUCGCGUUGAAGCUUCCAGUGAAAGCCCUACUUCGAUUCCAGACCGUGUCAAAACACUGGAGGCGUAGGAUAGAGUCGAGGUCUUUCAUGGAGAGACACAUGUUGCAUCAGAAAACCACACAUGAACCACCCAGACUGGUCUGUCUCACCCACGGUGAGAGAAACCUUACUCUAACGACUAUGAGGUGGUCGGAGAGUUGUUCGGGUACUUGUCUAGUGGAAGAAGUCCCGGCUCAUCACAUUGAACGACGACAACCCGAGUUAUACUCCGGUAUUACCCAAAGUUGCGACGGGAUUGUCUGCAUCUUCGACGAGGACACCCUAACAACUCCAGUUACUGUGAUGAACCCAGCCAUGAAACGGUCUAAAAUCCUCCCUCUUUCCAUGUUUCAGCGACAGUGUCUAAACAAGACGAAGCCACCUCCGGAUCGGUUAAUUUUACUAGAGCCAGGAUUUGGGAAAGACCAUGUUACAGGAACAUACAAACUCGUCUGGCUGCAUAACCGCAUAAGCGACUACACCUUAUCAUGCGAGGUUUUCGAUUUUGAGGCCAACAAGUGGAGUUGCGUUAUGAACACGCCUUGUGACCUAUACGCAUUCGGCCAACCAAUAUUUACAGAGGGAUGGCUUUAUUGGCUCGCUGGAGGUAAACAGUUUGGUGAUGGUAAGGUUCUUGCUUAUAAUCUUCACACGGAGAUGUUUCGGGUCAUUACAAAUAGGCUUGUUUCCGAGGCACCAUUUCUUGGUGCUAUUGGGAUUUUCAGUCUAAACGACCGUAUCUGGCUCACGGAUUUGAUGGGAGAUGGUGGUAAUGGUAUACAACACUUUUGGAGGAUCAGAAACGCUUUGGGAUCCCACUGGGAAUCGGAGAAGAUGUUCUCCAUUGACUCGCGUUUGUUAUCUCCUUGGUUUGUUUCUCAUGAUGAUAAUGAAAGUUCACAUCCUUGGCCCUGCACACUUGUGGCCACUUCCGAGGAUAAUAACAAGGUUAUUGUCUCGAAUUCAUUCCACACCCACCUCGUUCAACUGCUUCCUCGUUCUACUUCCCUCUGUGUUUGUUCUGCUUUUUCUGCUCCUCCACAUACUAAGUUCGUUCCUUAUUUUCCGAGUUUAAUCUUUCCAUUGUGA
Thlaspi arvense is the source of this 1365-nucleotide messenger RNA. The record is from the annotation of a GenBank genome assembly. Lineage: Eukaryota; Viridiplantae; Streptophyta; Magnoliopsida; Brassicales; Brassicaceae.